AUGGCUAGCAUUCCAGAGAAAAUUGGAAGACCUGGGGAUAAUGAAGCAGAUAUGAGAACACUGAACAUAAGUAACAGCUCGAAACAUGACUUAAGCAAUGAUGAAAGUUACAAAAAGUUGAAGGAAGACAAGAAGAGGAUGAAGAAGGAAUUGUUAAUUAAGGACAGUGAAAUAAAGAGCUUAAGGAAAUUAUUGGAAGAAAGAGACAAGGACACGAAAAUAAAUUAUAUACCACUGAAUGAAGCUAGGAAAAUUACAUAUAAAGCAUUACGGAAAGGAUCAGCGGCACAGAAAUUCAUCUACCUAAUAGAAAGUAACAGUAUCAAUUAUAAGUUGAAAAAGAAUGCCAUCAACCAGCUGGUACUUAACGCGUUUGGAGUUAUGCAUCACCAGAAGAAUAGGUAUCCUGAAAUUUUGAAGUAUACGGACUCCCAUUUGAAAUUAUUUAGGCAGGAGCAAUUAAUUCUGUUGGCAGAAAAUGAAAGGCUAACAUUACAAAUGAAGGAAUUAAAAAAACAGCUUUUGGAUAACAAAAUUGAAAUUUUAAAAAAAAAUGAAAAAAAUUUAAUAAUGUCUAUGAGGAAGGGAAUGAAGGAAAUACCAUCCGCCGCGGGAGUAACAGGCGUGGAUGAAGAUGGAGACAACUACGUAGAACUAGACGCAGAUAUUGUGGAAAAAAAUUUCAUAAAUUUAAUAAAAAAUUUUAAAAUUGCACAGUUAAAGUUACUAUUUUAUGCAUUCAGAAAGUUAAGCAACAACUUAUAUUACAAUGCUGACCCUGUGAAUAUUAGUGCCAGCAUGAGUUCUUCACUUAAACGGGGUGUAGACAUUCUGAGCAACAUACUCAGGUAUAAAAAGCGUAUCUCUACAUGUGCGGCAUUUUAUAAAUUGCUAACACAUAAUGAUAACAAUUUUGUAUAUAACAAUAGGAGGUAUUCCGAACAGAGUCACAUGGUCCCAUUUGUUAACCCAACAUGCUUCAUACAAAAUGGUAAUAAAAAAAUUGGGGAGGGAAUUUCCAACUAUGUGUUUAAGCCCUACUACUAUGACAACUUGCCUAGCGCUACAUACGACAUGCGAAGGAAGAAAUGCUCUUUGCAAAAAUUAAAAAAGAAUUGUAUAAUGAAGAACUUAGCUACGGAUGGGGAUAACCAAUAUCGUGUUAGCAAUGCGGAAUGCGAAACCAUUCUUGAUCCUUUUUCUCGUGAACAUCGGAUGAAUGCAUGCAAUGCUGACACGAAUGAGCGUAGCCAUGCCGAUAACACGAACGGGACUAAUCGUAGAAUUUACAAAAACUGUUACUUGGGUUUAGAGGUAAAUAAAAACCAUAAUGAUGAUUUUGAGAAGCGUACCUGCUCCAGCGAUUUAGACCUUGACUACCUCGCAGAAUUUAGUAACUACGACAGGGAGAAGUUCAUCGACAUGUUCAUAUCGGAGACGUCCAAGAGGUGA
Plasmodium coatneyi is the source of this 1452-nucleotide messenger RNA. RefSeq lists its product as uncharacterized. Lineage: Eukaryota; Apicomplexa; Aconoidasida; Haemosporida; Plasmodiidae. The coding region runs from base 1 to 1452 and encodes 483 amino acids. The transcript has a single exon. The record is from RefSeq and is a predicted model, not a curated record.